AUGGCCUCUCCAACGGAAGCCUCGAAUCAUCCUACUGGCAAAGGAGUUGACAAAACAACCAUUGAGAAACACGAUGGGAAUGAACAUAUCGGCACAGACAAUUCCAAAAAGGCAGAGACAGAUAAUGAGAAAAGAAUGCCUCGAAACCUCGAUAAUUGGUUGAAAAGUAGUAACAAGCGGCCUUCGACGUCGUCGGGGCGCGAUCAACCAAGCCAAAUAAAUACUGAAGCUCAAGACUCUGAGUCUGACGAGGUUGACAAAUUUUCCCAGACAGCCGCAGCGACGGGAUCUUUCAGUACCCCUACAGAGAAUUCAGGCUCAGCCGACUUAGACAUCGAGCGUCCAGAACAACUGGAUCAGGGAGGGAGACCUUUGGAGACUGAUAAAAGUCAAAUGAGAGACCAAUCCACUAGUAAGAAACCAAAACAAAGUGGAACGGGGUCUUCAUUGAAUAAACCUGAAGGAGCCUUUCCUGAAGUCUACUGUAAAUUCAGCUCAUGGCCAGGCUGCUGUCGAAUAGUCUUUGGCUAUGGAGAGCCUGGGAAAGCAAAGUACGAGAUUGGAGAUCCAAAAGAAUAUACACAAAUGGAUCUGGAUAGCUUGCCACUGAUAUCUGGAAAGAAGGAAUCCAUCUUGGACAUUCGGAUCAAUGGUGCCCGUUUAUACGGGCGUCGCAACAUUGGAAAAGUAACCAAUGUAGCUUCUCUUACACCCAAUCCGGAUCGAGAACGGAAGCCACGGGUCACGAAGACCGGCAAAAUCAUACAAGUCUCCCCCCCUAUGCUUAUCAAGAUAAAAUGGGUUGACAUACAGGAAAUUCAUCGUGCGGCGCUCCUGAGCGACCAAGAUUGGAAUAUUCGGAGUAACAUAACGAAACGGCUCAAACAGAAAGACCACGCUUGGCUUGAUGAGCAGAUUAUUGAUGCUGCCAAGGCACAAGACAAAUCUUACGAGGAAUGGGCCGCGGAAAAGAGGAUCGAUAGUGAAAAAAGACCACCGACUUACUUUCCGGGGAAGGGUGGCUCUGCCAGCCGAUCGCGGGCAGCAAAACAACCCACCACAGCUCAGGGCGCCCAUGCUGCGACGAAUCAAAACGACCGGGUCCAAUCAAAUGAUGGACAGUCUCUGAACACGAAAAAGCGAAAAGCGGAUUCCGGGAUCGAGCGUCUGGGCCAAGACCGCCGAAUGAAAUUCCAACACAUUCCGAACCCGCCCAGCAAGCUCAUCGACUACAAUGCAUACCUUUUGACUUGCAUGAUGGAUCAGAAGCUUACGCACGAGAAGCUCAACGAUGAUCCGGAGGGGUAUAAAGCCGCAAUGGAUAAGAUCGAGAUCGACUGGGAGGAAUACAAAAAAUUGAUGCUUGAUAGUGGCUACAAGAUAUGCCCGGGAGGCGAUCGAAACACUCAAGCGUAG
Penicillium angulare is the source of this 1416-nucleotide messenger RNA. RefSeq lists its product as uncharacterized. Bases 1 to 1416 code for a protein of 471 amino acids. The record is from RefSeq and is a predicted model, not a curated record. The transcript has a single exon. Lineage: Eukaryota; Fungi; Ascomycota; Eurotiomycetes; Eurotiales; Aspergillaceae.